Messenger RNA from Rhinolophus ferrumequinum (greater horseshoe bat), 2922 nucleotides. It is a transcript of the gene FBXO16, whose product is annotated as F-box protein 16. The record is from RefSeq and is a predicted model, not a curated record. Bases 352 to 1416 code for a protein of 354 amino acids. NCBI's taxonomy places the organism in Eukaryota, Metazoa, Chordata, Mammalia, Chiroptera, Rhinolophidae. The transcript has 9 exons. Gene Ontology annotation, molecular function: protein binding.
UGUUGCUUCUUUCAGGAUUGGAUGUAUCUUCAUUCCAGCAUUAUAUUGGGAGAUGGCAGCUCCUUCCCCCCAUUGGCUCUCACACUUUUUCAUUUUAUCCGAGUGCCCAAUUUUGAAGCCAGCCCUUCUCGUUCUCCUGGCCAAUCAAGAGACCACACAUUGUUGCCUAAGAGACCCCGGAUAUCAGCGAAAGGAUUUGUAGAUGGUGAUUGGACUACUGGAAGCUAGGAGGAUGGGGGCCGGGCAGAGUCAAAGAAAAAGCAACUAUGGCAACACCAGCGCUUGAGGCUUGAAGAGGGAGACGAGCUAAAAGAGGUACAGUUUUCUUAUGGAAGAAUAUCCAGUUAUUUCAUGAUGGCAUUUGCACCUCCAAAAAGCACAGAUGGUCCCAAAAUGCAGACAAAAAUGAGUACCUGGACACCCCUAAACCAUCAGCGUUUGAAUGACCAAGUAUUUGAAGAAAGAAGAGCUCUGCUUGGAAAAUGGUUUGACAAAUGGACAGACUCUCAAAGGAGAAGAAUCCUCACAGGCCUGUUCGAACGCUGCUCCCUGUCACAGCAAAAGUUCUGCUGUCGAAAGCUUCAGGAAAAAAUUCCUGCAGAAGCUCUGGAUUUUACUACCACGCUUCCAAGGGUGUUAUCUUUGUACAUCUUUUCUUUCCUGGACCCCAGAAGCCUUUGUCGUUGUGCACAGGUGAGCUGGCAUUGGAAGAACUUAACUGAGCUGGAUCAGCUCUGGAUGCUCAAAUGUUUACGGUUUAACUGGUACAUAAGUUUUUCUCCAACUCCCUUUGAGCAGGGCAUAUGGAAGAAGCACUACAUUCAAAUGGUGAAAGAACUUCAUGUCACUAAGCCUAAGACACCUCCCAAAGAUGGGUUUGUGAUUGCUGAUGUUCAACCAGUUACAGGCAGUUCUCCAGAGGGAAAACAGUCUUCUUCGUCAACUUUCCGAUCCUCUUCCUCUUUAAGAAAGAAGAAUCAGCCAGGGGAGAAAGAGCUCCCACCCUGGCGAUCCUCUGAUAAGCAUCCAACUGAUAUCAUCCGCUUCAAUUACCUGGACAACUGUGACCCCAUCGAGCCAAUCUGGCACGGAAGAAGGAAAAGACAUGAAAUGAUCCCAGGUUCCAGCCGACAAUCACAUGAUAAGAAAAAUAAAUUGCAGGAUAGAUGUAAGCUAAGAAAAGCACAGUCACUGAUAUCCCUAAGGACAGAGCCCAGUUCCCCUCUACAAGUUCCGACUCGUCUCGCCUGGCCUCCUCGGCAGUUCAUGGAGCUCCCAACCACCGAGGGAACAGCGGAACUUCUCCUGCAGCAUCUUCAGAGACACUCUGGGCUCCAGUUCUGGAGGCUGGCAGUCCAAGAUCAAGGUGUCAGCAGGACUGGCUGGUGUCUGGUGAGAGCUCCCUCCUUGGGCUGACUUUUCACUGUGUGCUCCCAUGGCUUUUCCUUGAUACCUAUGCAGAAAGAGAGAGAGAGAGAGAGAGAUCUCAGUCUCUCUUGGGUGUUUGUUCUUGUAAGGACACUAAUCCUAUCAGUUCAGGGCCCCACCCUCAUGACCUCAUUUAACCUUAAUUACUUCCUUAAAGGCUUCAUCUUCAAAUGCAGCCACUCUGGGGUUUAAGAUUUCAAUGUAUGAAUUGGGGGGUAUAUAAGCAUUCGGUUCAUAACAUCCCCCCUUAGGGAUAUGAAUUAGAUGACAAUUGAUAAAGAUAAAUUUAUAUGGAUAUUCAUUAAUUCAAGAAAACUUGACUGAACACCCACUGUGUGCCAGACUCAGCUAGGCUGUGGGAGUAUAGGUACGGGGGGAAAACAACUGUUCCGGCCUUUAAUGAGUUUAUCAGUGCAAAGAAGACAAAUCAGCCAUCACAAUGCAAUGAUAGCAACAAGGAACGUGUGCUGUGACAGCUCCGAGAAGGGAACGAGUAAACCACUCCGUGGGGCUGUGCCACAGUGAUGUCCAAGCAGACACCAAAGAUGAGUAGAUCAAGUAGUAAAUAGGAAGUGGGACAGACAGAAGGAAACAUUCUGGAGAAAGAAUAAGGUAUGCAGAGACCCAAGGCAAAAACUAGGGCCCAGCAUCCUGGUUUGCCCAGGACUAUCCUGGGCUUAGCACUAGAAGUCCCACGUUCAGGAGUUGCCCCAGUCACCGUGGAACUGUAAGUAUCCCAGGAGAGCUGGUGCCUAGAGGAGUUUUGGCUUGUGGCAGGAUUGGUGAGAGAGAAAGCUGGAAAAGUUGGCGGGAACUAAGUCACAUUAAGGAGUUAAGACUACCUUGAAGGCAGUUGAGCAAUCAAUAAGUGAUCUUACAUAGGGGAGUGACUUGCUAAGACUUGCAUUUAGAAAGAUCUCCAUCUGCUGUAUAAUUAAGAGGGACAGCACCAAAAGCCAGUUAGAAAGCCAUUGUGGUUUUGCAAAGAAGGAUGAGGGGUGACUUAAAGUAAAAUAAUAGAAGGGGAUGGAAAGAACCAGAGGAUUUAAAAUAUCUUAAGAAGAAGUAACAGAACUUAGAAAUAUAGAUAGAUGUGGGAGGUGAGCGACAGGGAAAAUCAAGGAUGACUUCCAGAUUUCUGGCUUGGACAACUGGAAAAAGUCUUGGGAAGUAAUUAGGAUGGUUUGGAAAUCCCUCCCCCAAACCACCCUACAUGAGAAUACAAACAAAGCAGCUAUUCUUCUGCUCCCCGUACAGCUCUUGUUGACCUAAAAAUCUGAGUUAUUGUGCAACUGACCCAGAAGUCUCGGUCAUAGCCAUGAGACUUGCAGGAACUUCAGGAUAAGAAGGAGGUUGCAGGGGGCAGUGGUUUGCGAGGCUGCAUGGCUCAGUUGGUUAGAGUGUGAGCUCUCAACAACAAGUUUGCCGGUUCAAUUCCCGCAUGGGAUGGUGGGCUGCGCCUCCUGCAACUAAGCUUGAAAACGGCGAAUGGAC